Aspergillus mulundensis is the source of this 2469-nucleotide messenger RNA. RefSeq names its product putative protein kinase. Bases 1 to 2469 code for a protein of 822 amino acids. The record is from RefSeq and is a predicted model, not a curated record. Gene Ontology annotation, molecular function: protein serine/threonine kinase activity; ATP binding. Gene Ontology annotation, biological process: protein phosphorylation; intracellular signal transduction. Lineage: Eukaryota; Fungi; Ascomycota; Eurotiomycetes; Eurotiales; Aspergillaceae. The transcript is spliced from 4 exons.
AUGACGUCCAAAACGACUGACUUUGCCGAUGGGAGAAACCCUGCGCAAUUCGCUUCUGCAGGAAACCGAGAGCUCCAAAACGUAAACCAGACGCCUACCGGACGGGAUUCUGACGCGGGAAAUAAUGACGCCAAAUCCAAGCAACAGCCUGCCCAGGUUCGAUUCUCUUCUGUGAAUGAAGAAUACGAGCCAAAGGAGUCGCCUGCUGCACCUGGGAAUGAUGGGAAGCAGGAAGACGAUCUCCGGUCUCUUGCCGCUUCUCUUCAGAAGUCCCAGCUGCAAGAAGCUAGACUAUUCAACACUUCAUACGAUCCAGUGUCUCUUCCGACGUCAAGAGUCCCAUCUCAAGAGUCAAGCGAACGGAAUGGCUCCAACCUACCUUCAACUCAUACCUCCCCUCCAGCAUCAGCGAUGCAAUCACCCCCUCUCACACCAGCCGCAACCCAUUCGCGCGAAGCAAAAAACAACGAUCCCACACACACUGAACCGCCGCAGACGACGGCAAAGCAAGCUCCUCCUCUUCCUUCCCAACCCUCAGAAAUUACCCCUUCGGCUUCACCACCAACAAGCACACAGUCGAAAAAUGCAGUUGCACAAAGCGCGCCCAGCUCACGCCCUUCGUCAACUGAUCAAUUAUCAAAACAGAAUGAUGUCACCCAGACAUCUUCGCAUCCCCUCAAUGGAACACGACACCGAGCACAGUUCUUCGUUGGCCCCGAAGCAAGCUCCCGUGACGAAAGCCCGCCAAUGACACCUAGCGUGGCCGUUGACAGCUAUACUCCCCCAGGCGCGAUAACUCCGAUUGGCGAACCCAACGACCCUUACGCUCGUAGCAAGCGGCCACCCCAGUCGAAAAAUCUUACGCAACUCGACCCACGAUUUAUUUUCAACGGCCGUGACAUGAAGCGCAGACACCAUUCCGGGACGUAUCCUCGUCCGUCAACUGCGCGCUCCUCCAGUGCGACCGACCUCAAGGGCAACGAUAAGCGCGCUGGUAUCUUUGGUGGGAAGAAAGACGUGCGCCAGCCGGAGGCAGAAAGCAAGCCGCACGGUCAUAUGGCGGAGCUCAAGCGAUUCUUCAAAAUGGGCCACAAGCAUAAGCGCGGAGAGUCGCCUUCGUCAAAGAAAUCUAGCCGUUCUUCCGGAAAGACUACGCAUCAAAUGGCAACUGACAACGUUCCAUUUGCGGAUGAUCAUGGUCUCAACUCCAAGUAUGGAAAGCUUGGGAAGGUUCUUGGCUCGGGCGCAGGUGGCUCCGUUAGGCUUCUCAAGCGUAACAGCGACGGUGUAACAUUUGCCGUCAAACAGUUCAGGGAGCGUCAUUCCUGGGAAACCUUGAAGGAAUAUUCCAAGAAGGUGACUGCUGAGUUCUGCAUUGGCUCGACCCUUCAUCAUGGGAAUAUCAUCGAGACACUCGAUAUCAUUCAGGAGGGAAGCCACUGGUACGAAGUGAUGGAAUAUGCCCCGUUCGAUCUGUUUGCGAUUGUCAUGACGGGCAAGAUGUCUAAAGAAGAAGUCGCCUGUUCUUUCAAGCAGAUUCUGAGCGGCGUGGCAUACUUGCAUGGAAUGGGCCUAGCUCAUCGAGAUUUGAAGUUGGAUAAUGUCGUGGUCAACGAGCAUGGCAUCAUGAAGCUCAUUGACUUCGGAAGUGCGGUUGUUUUCCGAUACCCUUUUGAGAACGACAUUGUGCAUGCUUCAGGGAUCGUCGGCUCCGACCCAUAUCUAGCACCAGAAGUCUAUGAUGAGAAGAAAUACGAUCCCCGCCCAACAGAUAUCUGGUCUCUAGCCAUCAUUUUCUGCUGCAUGAGCCUACGCAGAUUUCCGUGGAAGCAACCCCGUGUCAGCGAUAACUCUUAUAGACUCUUCGUUUCGACACCGACACCAGGCACCCCGGUACCAGACGCCGACCCAAGGCGGCACCGUCCCGUCAAGUCUGCGCCGGACCUACAUGCUGCUGCCAUUGAAGACAAGGCUCCCCAGUAUGCGGCGGCCAUAAGUGAAGAGCCCUCGAAAAUUAUGGCUACACCCCCACGAUCCCCUGUCAAGCAAACGGCAGGUAACCAAGAGGAAAAUCGCCCCCCGGAGAACCCGCAAGAGAAACCACCGGCCAAAGACGCCAACUGUGACAAGGCCAAUGCCCAAAACAAACCGACUCGGACCACCAGCAAGGAGGCACCGCCACUACCACCCGGAUCCGCGCAAACGGCCGCUCAGCGUCAGGAAGUUAUCAAGGGGCCUUGGAGGCUUCUCAGGCUACUUCCCCGGGAAAGCCGCUACAUAAUCGGUCGCAUGCUCAAGGUGGCCGUGAAGGAGCGAGCUACCCUCGACGAUGUGCUGACGGACGAGUGGGUUCGGAACAUCAAGGCCUGCCAGCAGGAGGUGACUGGAGAAGUGAUUAAAGCUACUGGUCAUACGCACGUCCUCGAGCCUCCUUCUCCUAGUGUACCUGUGGCCAGUAAGGCCAAAUGA